Drosophila albomicans is the source of this 9325-nucleotide messenger RNA. RefSeq names its product serine-rich adhesin for platelets (gene bbg). The record is from RefSeq and is a predicted model, not a curated record. Gene Ontology annotation, molecular function: protein binding. Bases 655 to 8853 code for a protein of 2732 amino acids. The transcript is spliced from 9 exons. NCBI's taxonomy places the organism in Eukaryota, Metazoa, Arthropoda, Insecta, Diptera, Drosophilidae.
GCGUUCGCCACGCGCGCGCGUUCUUAUUUUACCCGUUUGCCGCCGUCUUCAUGUACUUGCAACACACAUUAAAACACACACACAUGUACUUUAUGUGUGCAGAUGCAUUUGAAGAGUUCAUUUCGCGCGUACUUAGCGGCUAAUUAACAAAUUUAAUAUCAGUGAGAACGCAGCACAAUCAAUUCGUGAAACAAGCGAAAGAAAAAAAACAAAAAUUGAAUUAAUCACACAACAAUAACAAAAAAGAGAAAAAAGUUUCAAUAAUCAAAAGCAUCAAUUUUAUGGUGAUCAUUUUGUUUUCAUUGUGAAUGUGAAAGUGGUGAAAAAUCACGAUCAGAAGCGAGAAGCGAGGAGAAGCAGCUCAAAAGCAACAUCAUCAGCAGCAGUAGCCAACGAAAUAGAAGGAAAACAACAAAAUAAAAGCACAAAACACAAGUAGUCAACCUUAGCAUAGACAGCAACCGCACAACUGAAGUUCACAAAGCGAGGGCAACAACCCAAGCGAACGAAACGAAACGGUUAAGUUUGUAGCGUGUGCUACAACCGAAACGGUCUUUAGCCUUAGCUCAAACCGAAACGGUAUUUAGCGUAUGCGGAAACCCAAACGAACGAUCAACAACGUCACAUGCGAAAAGCUUUUCCACAAAAGCCAUCAUGGACUCAACAACAGCAGCAAACGGUUCUGCAAACGGUUCAAAAAUGGACGAGGAAUACAUAACCGUUGUUGAAGUCGACGAUCCCACAUCGUCCACCAAAGACACAAACCAUUUGAAGAAACUAGUCAAACGCCAGAGCUCUGUGGCUGAAGACUCCUCAUUCAUCACUGUGCUGACCAUCAACGAGCAGCAGCAGCUGCUGCAGCAGCAACAAGAACAAUUAGAAAAGGAUCAACAGGAGCAACUCGAAGCGGACGAACCAGAGCAUGUUACAGUCUAUCGCCUGCCUGGUGAGCGUUUGGGCUUCGGCUUGCGUUUCCAGGGCGGCACUCGCAACACAGAGCUGGUGCAAAAGCUGUACAUACAAUCCUGCGCCACAGACAGUCCUGCCUCCAAGGUGGCCACCAGUUGGGGUCAUCUGCGCGAAGGCGACGAGAUCCUCAGCAUCGAUGAGCGACAAGUCUCGCAAAUGACACGCAUUGAAUGCGUUCGCUGUCUCAAGGAUAAUGUGGCCAUAAAAUUGAUUGUGCGCAACGGUCAUGGUCAGAAACCGCCCAGCGAGGAGGAGCAACAAAUGGAGGUCUGCAUCUCACUGAAUGCCCAACCUCCGCCACCGCCUCCAGUGCCACCGCGUAAGUUGGUGAAGCGACAGAACUCCAAGGAGGGUCCAGCCACAGUUCAAUUGGUCAUCGAGAAGCCAUUGACACCGCCACCCGAUGCGGAAUACUAUAUUAAUCUCUUUGCUGAAUCCCUCAAAGCGGGUUCCGAAUCGGAUGACACAGCGAGUACAAUUUCCACAGUCAUUGACAAGCUGUCGAUGGGCUCUAAUUACUCCUCGGACACGGAGUUGACCAACAGUCUCAAUGGUCAGGAGUUGGCGAAAUUGGUGCAACCUUUCACGCUACUCGAGCAGGAGUUUCAGCUGGAGCAGACAUUGGGUCAGCCUAAGCUAAUCAUACCGGGCAAUAACUACGAAAAUGUCGAGUUCAAGACUGAGAAAGUCAAUGUUUAUGAGAAUGUAGAGCUAAAGAGCAGUCCACUUGGCACGCCAACGCCUAAGCCCCGUGUGAUGCUAGCCACAGUGGAACCCAAGAAGCGUUCCAUCAUCCCCAUGCCAAGGAAGAUUGCCACGCCCAGCAAGCUGCCUAUUGAAGUGGCGCCUCCGCGAGUGCCCACGGAUGCAGAUAAAACGCCUACCAAUGAGACUCCGAAGCCAGGAUCACCCAAGACUCCGACAAACGAGACUAGGAACGAAUUCAGAGAGGUGAUGGAAUCAAAGGAGGUGAAAGCGGUCAAAGAAGUGAAGGAAGUUAAGGAAAUAAAGCAAUCAAAGGACUCAAGGGAGCUCAAAGAGGUUAAGGAAGUUCGCGAGUUCAGCACAAAGAUACCCAAAGCCAAGCUUAUAGUCAGUCCGGGCUUUUCACGCGCCAAAACCGAAGGCGAGAUCAAGCUGCAUCUUCAGCCACUUAAGCAACAGUCACCGCAGCUCAAGUCUCGCAUUCCCAUUGUGAGCACGCCGCCGGCUCAAAAGUCACCGCCAGCGAUGGUCAAGUCAAUGAUAGUCGCUUCAUCGCCCCCUCCAACCGGCUCCAACAUUCCUCGCCUGCUGCAAAAGCAAAAGUCUGAAACGGAUCUGAAAUUGGGUCUCUAUCGCAGCAAGUCCAAGGAGCCUAGUCCCAGUCCUGGACAGCUGCGUGCUCCGCUGCAGCGCGCCAACUCCGCUGAGGCUCCAGUCCGCACUUCCGAUCGCACCUUCAUCCCGGUGCUGCUUAAUGGCAACUCGAGAAGCACCUCGAAUUCCACCGAGUCGCUCAGCUCGAUUUGCAGCAAUGGCAGUACAGGACGUUCACCCAAAGGACCCAAGCCUAAGCCACCGGAGCGAGUUCAAUCGCUGCAAAAGACUCAGAUACCCAAGCUGCAAACGUUGCCCACAACACCGCCACAACAGCAGCCCAAGCUGAGCAUGCAGACUUUUAAGCAAAUCACGCCUCCAGCUACGCCCAAGACUACACCUGUGAACACGCCAUCGCCGACCAGCAAUCGAGAAAUUCGCUUCAAGAUUCAGACGUAUGAGAGUAAGACGCAGGAUGAGGAUAAGCUGCCGAGUCUGUUUGAUCUGGUGCACAAACAGGACACUACAGAUAAGCCGGAGGCUUCACCCAAAGCUCAAAGGGAUGUUCAUGCUUUGCUGGCUGCUGUUGCAGCUGAGGCCGUGGAUCUCUCUAGGGAAUCUCCGCCACCUUUGGUGGUGGGCAAGUGCAUGAAGAUUGCCGAUGAUAAUGAGAAUACUACCUGCUACUCCAGCUCGAGCAGCGAUGAGGAUGAUGGCGAUCAGGAUGAUGUCGAUGAUGGCACGGAGCGUGAAUAUAUUUGUGAAGAUGGCGAGAAACUGGGUCCACCGGAAUUGAUUAAUGGUCCUGGUCCCUCGGAGGCGUACUUCAAUAUGUAUUGGCAUUCGAAUAUGCUGCCAACCAUUGGCGAAGUCGAAGAGGAAUUCUCUUCACUGGAACCGCAAUCUUUGACCAAUGGUCCGCCUGGUGCGAUAGUGGAGGAGUUGAAGAAGUUGCCGCAAUACGUGCAACCGUCGUCAAAGGUGCCACAGUCGAGCACAGUUAAAAUGGAAGUGAACACAGAUACACUCGCGGCUCAAUUGAAGUGCGACAACGAUAGCGAUAAGAUUGUUGUCCAUGACGCAGCUGACCAAACAGCUGACCAGAUUGUUGAGAAAAGCACCAGCAGCAGCACAACGAAUCACAGCGAGACGAGCACGCAGGAAGAGACCAGAGACGAGAGCAGCCAAAGCUCAACGAAAACACAACGUACGAUUACAACCAAGGUGAUUACCACCAAAACAAGCAGCAGCAGCAGCACUUUAAGCAGCAGCAGCUCCUCUUCGAUCUUCAAGAGUCCCACAUCGGAUAUUGCCUUCAAGCUGCAACCCUACGAUGAACGCGAGGAUCACGAGGAGCACCAAUCGACACCCAUUACAACCACAACCAUCCAUGAGGAACGUCGUGUGGUUAGUGAGCAGCAAGUGUUGAGUGAGCGACGCACCAAGGAUGCUUUAACAGGAGAGGAGCAGCUGCUGACCAGCGCCGAAUCGAAAUCGAGCAGUGCACGCUUCAAGAAGAUCAGCAGCAACGACAAUCUGCUCGACCUUGCGGAUGUCGAGCAGCUGCAGCCGUUGACUGCCACCGUCUCGGCGGAGACGCGUCUCACGGAGCGUUUGGAUAAUCCACAGGAUAAACAGAGUAUUGAACAGGGUAUUUUGACCUUAUCCGAAUGUGGCAAACAGCUGCAGCUGUCCGAGAAUGGCGGCAUUACCUACACCGAGGUCGAGGAGACCGAACAGCAAACCUAUUUGGAGGGCCAACAGACUUUGAAUGACGAACCCGUCGAUGUCAAUGCUUUGCCCACACUGGAGCGUGAGCUCAGCGAAACGAUGAUAGUCAGCAAGGAUGGCGAGAAGCAGGUGACAAAGCGACUGGAACAGAGCAAAGAUACGACCGGCAAGAAGGGCGCCAAGCUGCUGAAGAAGACCGAUGAGGAACGGCGCCUGGAGCAGGAGGCACAAAAGCUAAUCGAGAGCUAUCAGAAGGUCAAGAAGGAAGCUGAAAAGCUCUACAAACUGGAGCUGGCUGAUGAUGAGCAAGGCUUUGAUCUGAGUGCCUUUGAGCAGGUGGAGAAUCAUGCCGAGCAAACUCCUGCUCCGGUUGAAGUGGAGCAAACAGUUGAGAAAACGACUGUUGAGCAAGUGAUUGAAUUGCCCGCUGAGGAGCCAGUGAUUAAACUUCCCACAGUGGAGGCAACAAUUGCACUGCCCAUUGUCGAAGACGACUUGGGCUAUGUGCUGCACAAGAACAUCAUAGACACACCCAAAGCGGAGGCAGCGCCCAAAUCAAAGCCUCCUGUGCCCAGCAACAAGCCCAAAGUGUCGUCGGCUGUCAUCAAGCCCAAAACAGCUCCUCCACCAGUGCCGAGCAAGCGCAGCGAGCUGAGCCUGAAUGUCAAGCCGACGCCAACCCAACGUCGCAGCAGCCUCGAGUUGACGCCACCACCGAAGCCACUGGAGCGCAUUAUUGUGGGCGUCGAGCAAAACGAACCGAACGAAGAACCAAGUGCAAUUAUUACCUUGGCCAGCGUGGAUUUGCCCAAUGUCAACAACAAAUCUAAUGACAAUCUUGUCGCCCAGGCCGUCGAUUUGCUGCAGGAUGAGCUGCACUUUGAGAGCCAUCAGUUGCCGAAUGCCGCAGCAACAACGAAGCAACAACAACGUCAGAUUGAGGGCGAAGUUGAAGAGGAGGUGGAAAGUGCAAAGGGGCAAGUGAAUGGCGGUGUAUUGAGCGCCAGCUCAUCGAUGAUAUCAACAGCUUCGUCAUCGUCGUCGCUGGCAACGACGCCCAUAACAACGCCAAUUUUGGUAUCAGCAACGUCAUCACUAGAUUCGGUCAAAAGUGUCAUCGAGGUCAUCAAUGGCAAUGCCACUGACAGCGUCGAAAAUCACAGCACCAAUAACAGCAACAGCAACAACAACAACGACAGCUGCCUCAAUGAAGGCGUCACAGCUGUUGAGCCACCUAACGAGGAGGCGGACGAUGUGCAGGAUGUGUCAACAUUGGCGUUUGAUAGAGAACACGAAACAGAUCUUGGUACCCUAAACAACCACAGCAACAACAACAGCAGCAACAAUCACAGCACAAUCAUCACAGCAACAGCCACAGCAACUGGAGUCAAUAGCAAGAAGAGCUUUUUGGCCAGCACAACGAGCACAGCGACAGCAACAACGACAACAACGACGACAAAAACUUUGAAUCCGAGCACAAAUCCAACUUUAAAUUUGCAGCAGAAGCACAACAACAAAAUGGAGCUGCUGAGCAGCCCAGCAACAGCAAUAGCAACAACAGCCACAGCAGCAGUGACAACAACAACCACAACGAAACAAUUGCUGGUGCAGGAUUAUUUGAAUUACGCCUCCCCGCCAACAUAUUCACGUUUGCCGCCCGAUGGCCAUGAGUUUCCGCCCAAUUUCAGUGAGCCGCUGAUCAUGCAUCCCACACAGACGCAACACACGCUGCUGCUCAGGACUGGAGCGAAAACAGAGCUUAGCUUCGAGCACAACAACAACACGAGUAAUAAUAACAACAACAACAACAAAUUGGAGGCAGCUCCACCGCUGCCCAAGACGGGACCGCCGCCAACUGUGCCGCGUAAAUUGUAUCGCCAGGAUUUGGUGAUCAAUGUGGAGGAUGCGCGUCCAGCAGCAACCACACCAUCCACAGCAGCAGUAACAGCCACAGCAGCGCCAUCUAGCGCUCGUGAUUAUCAACGUUCCUCGAGCACGAAUGCGCCACGCAAACCGAGCGAUUGGCGCAAGGAUGAAAAGUCCGAGAAAUCGGUGCGUGACAAAAUUGCCAUGUUCUCGUCCAGCAACGAGCUGGACACGAUUGUGCCCACACCCACACUUAGCUCCGCCAGCUCUAGCUCCAGCUUUGCACGCAAGCCGCUCAACAUGAGCAGCGAGAAUCUGCUGGAGGCGACACAAUCAACGCCAGCGCUUAAGACGCGCGCGAUGAGCGUGGAGAAUCUGAAUGAUGCACAGCGUCAGUAUCAGUUGGCCAAGCAGUUGCCACAGCUGCAUGUGGCCGACUCCAUGUACUCGCUGCACACGCUGUCCGCCACGCCCACAACGACACACAGCAACAACUACAGCUACGCCUCGCUGCCGCGUCGCAGUCACGGACUUGGCUCGAACUCGGCCUUGGCUGUGGAGCGUCGCAUUAGCUUCUCGGGCGAGGGCGAUGCGGCCAAUCGCAAGGCAGCGAUUACGAACAUCUUGGAGCAACGGCGUCGCAGUCUGUCCAAGCUGCGUGGCCUAGUCAUCCCGGAGCGUCCCCAGCUGCUGGAGCCGAUCUUAGACUUGCCGGAGAUCAAGAGCCAGGUGAAGGCGGCCAGCGGCGAAGACUCCACAGACAGCGGACUGGGCGAGACGCGUCCACUGCGACACACAAGCAACAACCUGAGCUCCCAACCCAACUCCCACAACUCGACUGUAAGCAGCAACAACAACAUUGGCAGCUAUCGCAGCAUCUUCUCCAGCUCGCAACGUCGUCCGCUUGAGUCGCAGCUGUCACAGCCACCCGCAAAGCCGCCACGCACCUCGCUGGCCACGCCCACACGCCCUAAUCUAUCCACACAAUUCCUGGGCGAUCAGGAGAGCGACACGGAUUCGGUGUUCUCGACCACAGCACGCGUGCCAACGCCGCCCGAGAAGUUCGCAUUGACGCGCACGCUCAGUUCGGAGACAAACACCUCGAUAGCCAGCUCCAACACCUCAACCCUGACGUCGGGCAGCUCAGCUGGUUCCCAGGCUAGCUGCAGUUCGUUGGGCAGCACUCCCACAGUCGACUUGACACGUCGUGUGCUUAAGUUGAAUAGCAGCGCCAACAGCUCGGAGUUGUCGCUGGGCAAUCGCAAGAGCAUUUUGGCCUCGGCCAAGUGUCGCAGCGCCAAGAGUCGUGGUCAGGACAACAGUCAGGACAAUGACAACGACAGCACCGAUGGUGAGGCUUGUGUGCUCAACGGGCGUCGCGUCAAGUCGAGCUACAAGCAACAACAGCAGCAGCAACAGUUGCAGCAACUGCAGCAACAUCAGCUGCUGGGGAAACAACUUGUGGUGGACAAGCUCAUCAAUGUGGCUGCCUAUGUGGAGCUCACAUCCGACACAGACGACAGCAGUCGUCGCUCCGAUACGCCGGCCAAGAUCAGUGCCAUGUUCAUUGAUGAGGAGCGCAAAGCCAGCUUCAAGGCGGAUCCCACGCAACGUGCCAAAAUGCAACAGCGUGUCCAGGCCAAGCCGGUCAUCAGUCCGCUGGCCCAGCGUACUCAAACCCCUAAGCUGAGCAGUGUUGGUCUCGGUGCUGCAGCCAACAAGUCGCAGACAACCGCCGAGCUGCGGGAGAAAUUCGAACGCAGUGCUGCCGCUGUGGCAGCUGCAGCUGCUGCCGCACAAACGCCGCCGGUGCACAAGGCAAUUGCCACCGUGGUGGUGGCCACAAAGCCGCAUCACGAACGCUUCAGUUCGCUGGAUUCGCUGGCUUCCAGUUCGUCGGGUGUUAGCUCAACCACACAGAAUGUGAGCACCACCCAGGAGACGGCCACGGAAUUCGGCAGCUUCUCGUCGCUGGGCAGCAAUCAGAGCUUGAUCACCGCUCAGGAUGUGCAGCAGAUUGUCGAGGAGGCCGAUCCCCCAUUGAAGACCCCGGAGGCGUUCAUCAUUGUCCUGCAGCGGGAUACGCCCGAGAGCAGCAUUGGCAUCACGCUCGCCGGUGGCUCCGACUACGAGGCUAAAGAGAUUACCAUCCACAAGAUACUGAGCAACACGCCGGCUGCCAAGGAUGGUCGCCUGAAGAAGGGCGAUCGCAUCUUGGCCGUCAACGGCAUGAGCAUGCGGGGCUUGACCCAUCGCGAGUCCAUCAGCGUGCUCAAGACACCACGUCCUGAGGUCGUUGUGGUCGUGACACGCUCCGAAUCACUGAUCAUCAAACCAUUGAACAAGAAACGCUCCUCGCUCGGCUCACUCAGCUCGCUGAAUGAGAAGCCCACGGAAUUGGAUUACGAACGCAAGCGCAACUAUCACAAGGCAUCGCGCUCCCUCGAUCUGGACUUGGAUAUUGUGUCCAACGAAGGCGGCGCUGCCACGCCCAGCACCCCAAGCACAGGCACCAGCAGUCCACAGCAGCCAGCCAGUCUGCUAGACGAAGCGAACAGCAAUGAUGCGGAAGCCACCAUUGCCACCAUUCGGGCCAGACGUCAACUCUCCCGUGGCGAUGCCGCCAAGCUGAGCACCAGCGAACUUCUGGAGCGAGCUGCCGAGGCACGUCAUGCCAUUGCCGCCGAGAUUCGUGCUCAGGCUGAGGAUGCUGCGUCUGGCGGCGGUGCGAGGUGUGUGGAAAUCGUCAAGGACAGCUGUGGACUGGGCUUCUCCAUCGAGGGAGGCUUCGACUCGCCAUUGGGCAAUCGCCCGCUGAUUGUCAAGAAGGUUUUCAUGGGCGGCGCUGCCCAGAAGACCAAUCAGGUGCGAAAUGGCGAUGAGAUCCUUAGCAUUAAUGGUGCAUCCACGGCGCGCAUGACACGCGUCGAUGCCUGGAACUACAUGAAGCAAUUGCCGCUGGGUCCGGUCAAGAUUUCAUUUGCCUGAAGAAACGCCUGAAGAAAUCACAGAUCACGGAUCGAAGCUGAUAUAUAGUGAAAAUGCGCCACAAUUUGUUAGUUUUUAAGCAAAGUGUUUUGUUUCUGCAUUUAGAAAACGAUCUAUACACAAUGUUUAUCGUAAUCGUAUAACGUAAUCGUAAUCGUAAUCAUUAUAUACUAUUUAAAAAAUAAUUUAAAGUGCAAUUUGCUUAAACUUUGAUCAUUUGAUUGCGGUCGCAUUUAACCACCGCCCUAUACAUAUACUAUAUACUAUAUACCAUAACAUGCAUACACAUGAUGAUUGUACAUAAAUAUUCUUAUCUUAAUUUACAUUAUUUAACGCGCAUAAAGCCGCGAUGCGAUGAAAUUCAGUUUUCCUUAUACAUAAUAUUGGUAUACCAUUUUCACAUACUUAAAUAUACAUAUAUCCAAAAGAUUAAAUGGGACAUAAAUAAUAAUAACAACAACAAAAACAAAAA